This is a messenger RNA of Patiria miniata (bat star), 2614 nucleotides long. RefSeq names its product sphingosine-1-phosphate phosphatase 2-like. The coding region runs from base 125 to 1396 and encodes 423 amino acids. Gene Ontology annotation, molecular function: sphingosine-1-phosphate phosphatase activity. The transcript has 3 exons. The record is from RefSeq and is a predicted model, not a curated record. Gene Ontology annotation, biological process: phospholipid dephosphorylation; sphingosine metabolic process. Lineage: Eukaryota; Metazoa; Echinodermata; Asteroidea; Valvatida; Asterinidae. Gene Ontology annotation, cellular component: endoplasmic reticulum membrane.
CGUGCACCUGACCAGGUCACUGUUUUGACCUCCUGGAUUCGAUUUCAGCCGGAGAUAUCGAUACGGUUUGUGUGCUUGCGGAGUUUGAGGGAAGGGUGGCGACUAGGGCGAUAUCCCUCUCAAAAUGAAAGCGAUUCCAGAAACCUCCUUGCCACUUUACAAUGAGGAAUACGUGGCCCAGCUGCAACGAUUUUUCGGUCUCGAACUGGCCUCAAAAACUGCGGGAAAUGGGGACCUUCCCAAUGGGAAUGGAGACAUGAUGAAUGAUGAUUUGACCUCAGGCUCGGGAGAUCAUCAUCAUGUCCACGAAAAAGAUCGAGGAACGACCUACUUCCAUCUGAAGCAACGACGCCAAGCGCCCGAGGCUGAGAAAAGCAGCGGGGAGCGGGAGCGGGAGGAAGGGCCUACCGAGGCGGACGGGCCAGACCCUCCGGACCGGUAUCGGGUGCACAGCUGGUUCUGGUAUGGAAUCUUCUCCUUCGGUGCCCUGCUUGGCGACGAUUUGUUCUACUUCUUCAUUUUCAGUUUUGGUGUGGCCAACUUUUCCUGGUGGGUCACCCGGCGACUGUUGAUGGUGUGGGGCUUCUGCAUGUUUGUAGGCCAGGCGUGCAAGGAAAUCUUGCGUUGGCCUCGUCCACGGGAGCCCCCCGUUGUUCGCUUGGAGAGCCGAUACAACAGGGAGUAUGGCAUGCCGUCUACCCAUGCUGUAGUUGGCACUCUCAUGCCAUUCACUCUUCUUGUUAGUACAUGGAAUCACUAUGAGUAUCCACACUUGCUGGGGUUUGUUCUGGCGUGCAACUGGACACUGUUGGUGUGCUGCAGUAGGCUCUACAGGGGCAUGCACUUCAUUCUGGAUUUGAUAGCAGGUGUGACCCUGGCAGCCCUCCUGAUGGCACUCAUCUGGCCCUGGUUAGACACCCUGGACCACUUCAGCCUGACCCACCCCUAUGCCCCAGUCAUCAUCAUCACUGUCAGCAUCCUCCUGAUCAUUGUCUACCCGACUCCGGAUGGCAUUGGUGCCUCCCGCAACGACACCGUCUCGAUCCUGGGUACCGUGGGUGGUGGGCUGUGUGCCUUCUGGUGUAACCACUACUUCGGCCUGGUGCCCGACGCCCAUGCACCCCUAGGGGGCACCAUCAAAUGGCCCGAUCUGCCCACUGCCGGCAUCAUGCUCGCCCGCUACUUCACCUACAAGUCUUCGGCCAUCAUUGUGUUCUUUGGACAAAAGUUCAUUAUCAAGCAAAUUCUCCGCGCCGGCUUCAACAUCCCAGUCAACGUGAGCACCAAGAGAUGGCUGAGCAUUCAGCUUCUAUAUGGCUACAUCCCACAUGUAUGCACCAUGCUUGUAAUGUACCAGCUAGGGCCAAGGGCUUGCACAUGGUUUGGGCUGGAUUAGAGUUUACUUGGAAUAGAACUGUACAGAGUAACAAACAGAUACAGUUGGGGUAAUUAAGGCUUAUUUUUAUGGCUCAGCACUUGCUUUGCAGCCCAAAAAAAUAUUAGAGAAAGUACUAAAAACAAUAUUUAGAGAGGUGCUAUCAAAUCAAGUUGGAUGUGUAUCUAGACCUGGGGCCAAUUUCAUAUAGUUGCUUAAGCAUAAAAUUUGCUUAAGCACAAAAUACCUUUGCUUAAUAUAAUCAGGUUACCCACCAAAACUCCAUGCGAUUAUUAUGUUAAGUACACAACAGCCAAAUACCAGUCACAAGCAAUGUACAUCGCAUGGUGUUUUGGCCAGUAACCUGAUUAUAUUAAGCAAGGUUUUUUUGUGCUUAAGCAAAUUUUAUGCUUAAGCAGCUCUAUGAAAUUGGCCCAGUCCAAGCCCACUAUCACUGAACACUCCCAGAGACUCUCUUCAAUGGCAACAGCAUUGUACCCGCUAUAGACCUUUUUCAUGCUGCGAUCAUUUCAGUCGUGUUCCCUGUAUCCAAUAACAGUACACAGAAUAGUAAUUUUUUGUGCAAAAAAAGAACCAGACUAUUUUUCUUUGCAGCCUUGCUUUGGUUACAUUGAUUUGAAUGGGAAAAAAAAAUCAAGAUGGCCGCAACAUGAUUCUGGUCUCAGAUAAUGCAUGGGCAGUUGCUUUGUAUAGUAGCAAUACAAUACGUUUGCCAUUGAAGAUGUGAGUGCACUGUGAUGGCAAUCUGCGAAUUGUCUACAAGACGAGAUAAAGUCCUCAUUUCAAAUAGUCAUUCCUGGUCAUAAGUUUCUGAAUAUCUGACAAAAUGCAAGCUGAUUAUAUGUGGUACAAAAGCAGUUGACUUGUUAUUUGAUAAACAUCAGGCACCAUACAGGCAGAUGCAGCAAUGGUUGUCAUCAUGCACUUAUUCAUGUAUAUGUACAUAUGUCGUCACUGUUUUUACAAACUGACAAGCACGCGCUGUGUGCGCGCAGAUUUGUGUGUGUGUGUGUGUGAAGCAAUGCGUAUGAUAAAUUUUGGUUUUCACAAACUGGCACGCAAGCACUGUGGCAAUAAUACCAUUCGGAGAAAACAAUUACCGGUAGAAAGGUUUGGGACCAGUUUACUCCAUCCAUGUACCGGUGUCAUAUGAAAAUCGGACUCGUAUGAAAAUCGGACUCUUUUUCCCUUUUAUUGGUUAAACCCUCUCACGUGACC